ACGCCUGACCACUCGCUUGUGCCUUCCCACUCUGCCCAGCUUAGUCCCCCCACACCACCAACGUCAACGUGGACUUUGACCACUACGCUGCUGUUUGCAUUUCACCGCCGAUACUAUGCCGAGGAAGGCGUUCAUAUCUGACCUCCAGAAGGCGGUCGCUGGCGUUCAGGUUGUCGGCAUUGCAGAUGUGCACCCUGGAGGUGAUGAUGGCGAGUUCACGUUCCAGUGUCUUGCAGAUGGAGAGUCGUUUCAGAUCUCAGCUCUUGUUCCAGACGUAUCUGAGUAUCCCUCAAAUCAUACCUACAUGAUCUUUGCCCCAGACGAUGCUCCAGCCAGUGUGGCUAGCGCCUUAGCCGAUAUAGCCGAUUCUGCUACUGGAAAGUCUAUCAUUCAGAUGCUCGAGCUUGCUUCACGAAAUCUUGAGUCCACCGAUCGAGACGGUGAUCAGCAGAUGCUCGACUCGCAAGAAGACUUUGAAGACCUAGAUGACGAAUCGGAUGAUGAUGAAGUUGACGAGUACUUUCCUGACGAUGAUAUGGCCCCGAAACCUGUCCUUGGUAAGCAGGAUACUGCUUCAAGUAUAGAAGGCUAUAUCAAACCUACGUCGGAGUUCAGGCAUCGAAUUCGGUCCGAUUUGAUGACUGCUAAAGCUCAUGGCUUCAAAGUAGGUCAUUUGGGUGGACUUCUGGACGGCCUUGGAUGCUACAUAAGCCUUUCAACUCGCCUAUCAAAGUUAGGUAUUUCGGAAGAAGCAAUGCAAGCUUGGCAAGUUGAAGCGUCGGAGUAUCUGGUCGUGAUAUUUCACUACCCGAAUGGGUAUAAGAGCAUGGAUUCGCUAAAGUCAUACGACGCUCCUACAGCGCGACGUAACUUUGGAGUCCGUGUAGGCAUUAGCUCCACGUACAAGCCGACUAUGCAAGAAGCAAUCCGUGCCUUCACCGUCCUAAAUAAGGAGGACGAGAAGCGCCGAGGGAAGGAGUCUCAAGCUGAAUCACAGAGCACACUUCACAAGGGGUUCCGCAACUCUUUCAUUUCCAGGCCGCUCAACGAACUUCUAGAUGAGCGCUUUCCCACGCUUCUCCACUACCGCUACAAUGGGAUGCCAUGGUCAGGAGCCGAGCAGUUCUAUAACGAUCACUACGGUAGUAGGCAUGCCCAUUCAGACCUAGGGCUCAGUGACCAGUACCUCGAACCAGAGAAUGCCAGUGCCACAUAUCCUGCUCUCGUCUCGGCAGACCACAUACACGAAUCGCCCACGCAAGAACACUCUCUCCCACUCAUCGGCAUGCAAUUCGUUCUUCGGCACUUUGUGCGCUGCACGGAGUUUUGCCUCAUUUGUUUCACCAAGAUGCCCGACGACCUUCAAGCUAUCAAACCAUACGUAUGCGAUAAGCCUUUGUGUCUAUACCAGUACAUGUCUUUAGGAUUUGGCCCAAGCAUUGAGCACGAGAUACUUUCUCAACCCAAGGUUGUUGACUUACUGAUUAGCUUUUGCUACUCGAGCGCGAGGUUGGGACGCUUGAAAGACUUCCCGACAGGUUUAAGCCUGAUGGUUCCACCAAGUGGCUCAUAUGAGCAAGACUAUAUCAAUCAGCAACAACAACACUACUCCGCGUGGAACGCCCAGCCUGCGGUAGCCCCUCCCGUGUCGACUACCAUCGGUGCUGAGCAAGUACAGAUGGUACGGUAUAACGCGGUCGCCCAGGAAAUUCUCUUCGAGGAUAAGAAGGAGAAAUGUCCAUUCCGCGCUGGGGACUGGAUAAUUCUCCGCACAACCGAUGACCCGGGCUGGCCUAUGCACUGUCGUGUUUCCGAUACAUCUCUUUAUCCCACUGUCCAUGUGGCUGAGCCAGUCAUCCCUGCGAGCAUCAAUCAGGGGCUAGCGAACCCUGCUCAGUACUCAACUUACGGUAAUCAGUACAAUCCAACUCCUAGCCUUGCCGCACAGACUCUACCGCAGCCCGUUGCACCAGUUGCCAUAAACGAGUUUCGGCCCGCCAAAUUUUACACGUACAACCAGAAUUUCGACGAGAUGGAUGAUUUCCACAAGAGGGAGGCUAUUUAUGCGCUACUUGAUAUCCUUCCGAAUGUCAACGACAUGAAACAAUAUCUUGCACGAAAGGCGCAAUCUCCACUAAGCUCUUGGAUCGACCGCCUUCCUCCAGCGGUUCUAGGGAUCCUGCGCUGGAUCAUUGCGUCUAAUCGAGCUUGUAUAAUGCAGGCCGAGGAAGAGGACGAAAGUGGUCUGAGCAAGAAGGGUGAGGAGCGCCUGUACGGCAUGGCCGGAUGGACUCAAUUCAGGUUUGCCAUGGGAGCGCCUGACAAAGAGCGACGUUUCAUCCAUGCAGUGCGAGAGACCACCGAGCGCUUGAAGCUGAAGUAUCCGACCCUAUUUGCUUGGCAUGGUAGUCCCCUUGUCAACUGGCACAGCAUCAUUCGCGAGGGCCUUCAUUUCAACGAUACUGCCCACGGUCGUGCUUAUGGUCAUGGCGUGUACCAUUCACUCGAUUUCAACACCAGCAUGGGCUACUGCGGUUACGGGCCGGCAAGCCAUACAUGGCCUGUGAGCGACCUGAAGGUUGGUUCCGCAUUGGCGUUGAACGAGAUUGUCAAUGCUCCUAAGGAGUAUGUCAGUGCGAGCCCCCAUCUGGUCGUUGCACAACUCGAUUGGAUCCAGACUCGUUACCUGUUUGUUAAAACUAAUACCAACAAUUAUACCACGGUCCCCACUAGUACCAAGGAGGUCAAGCCGCUUCAGAGCAUUGAUCAAGACCCAAACAUGAGGCCUAAGGGUUGCUCUGAUAGUUUGAUCAUUCCUAUCCACGCCGUUUCGGGGUCACGCCGACCCCAGUCUCGCUCCGUGAAGGCCGCCAAUAAAAGGAGGAAAGCGACUGGUAGCAGCGCUUAUGAUCCCAUUGAUCUCGAUGCAGACGAUGACGAUGACGGUGCUAGUAUCGCAACCCUCGACGAAGAUCUGACCAUCUUUGAAGACGAGGAUAUUUAUAUGCCGCAGCCCGAUACGGAUCCCCUUCCGACGCCGAACUCGACGAAAGGCAAAUCUAAGGCAUCCGGAUUCUUGUCCAAACUUGUUGGAUCGAAGUCUUCGAAGCCUCUGACGGAUUAUGUGCCAGGCACCUUGGAUUAUUCGACCUUACCAAUGCUUCAACCCCCAGCCUGGGCAACUAGCUCAGCCACCAAGCGACUCCAGCGGGACUUCAAAGAGUUGCUAAAGGUCCAAGAAAAGGAGCCGACGCAUGAGCUUGGGUGGCACAUUGAUGCCGACAAAAUUGAAAACAUGUACCAGUGGAUUGUGGAGUUGCACUCCUUCGACCAGACCCUCCCAUUGGCAAAGGAUAUGAAGGCAAAGGGUCAUAAAAGUAUUGUUUUAGAGCUCCGCUUCGGCAAAGACUACCCCAUGAGUCCUCCCUUCGUUCGGGUCAUUCGUCCACGCUUUUUAGGCUUCCAGCAGGGUGGUGGUGGACAUGUGACGGCUGGCGGCGCGCUGUGCAUGGAGCUCCUGACGAACAACGGUUGGAGUGCUGUCUCCUCGAUCGAAUCCGUCCUCCUUCAAGUGCGCAUGGCUAUGUCUAGUCUAGACCCCAAGCCAGCACGUCUCGAUAAUCACGGUCGUCAGGACUAUGGCGUCGGCGAGGCUGUCGAAGCAUAUAUCCGAUCAUGCAACGUCCAUGGCUGGACGGUGCCAGCUGGAUUCAGGGAGAUGGCUUAUGGAGGUGAUCAAGAUACGAGUCAUGGCUACUAUUGAGUGCAC
This is a messenger RNA of Lindgomyces ingoldianus, 3769 nucleotides long. RefSeq lists its product as uncharacterized. Gene Ontology annotation, molecular function: NAD+ poly-ADP-ribosyltransferase activity. The transcript is spliced from 4 exons. Bases 116 to 3763 code for a protein of 1215 amino acids. Lineage: Eukaryota; Fungi; Ascomycota; Dothideomycetes; Pleosporales; Lindgomycetaceae. The record is from RefSeq and is a predicted model, not a curated record.